AUGUUGGCGACAGGCAUCUCCUCCGGUAUUCUCCCUGCGGCGGCCCCUCGCUCCUCCUCCCUCCGUCGCCUCUCCGGCGACUCCGUCGCCGCAUUCCGCCGCCGUAUCAGCUUCUCCGCCCCUUCUUCGUCUUCGCCUUCGUCUUCCUCUUCCUUUUCUCUCUCGCCGCUGCGGACGAUGAGCUGGUUGGGGAAGAUCGGAUUCGGCUCCGGCAACCGCGCGACUGCGGGAAUGGACGCUGAGGCGGCGUCCGCCAUCGCACAGGGGCCUGAUGACGACAUUCCCAUGCCGGGGAAGCAGUUCGCGCAGUUUGGCGCAGGCUGUUUCUGGGGAGUUGAGCUCGUUUUUCAGAGAGUUCCCGGGGUGGCUCGGACCGAGGUAGGGUACACUCAGGGGAAUACGCAUCAACCUACCUACGAGGACGUGUGCUCGGGGAUGAGUAAACACUCGGAGGUGGUCCGGCUGCAGUACGACCCUGCAGAAUGCAGCUACAACACCCUGCUAGACGUGUUCUGGUCGCGGCACGACCCUACCACCCUCAAUCGCCAGGUCCGAUUCCCCCUCUUUUCUUUGAAUCUUUAGGGUUUUAUGUUCUGAUCAAUGCUUGUGGUUUCAUUCUGAGUGUUUCUAGUUGUACUUUUGACGCGAUUGAGUGUUCUACAUUGUUGUACUCCUCGAAUCCGUGGUUCUGGAUAUGUAAUGAGAGCAAGAAAAGCUGCCUCGGUGGAAGAAUUUUUUUUAAUCCCAUAGAUAGAGUCAAUUAAGCGCUAAUUCUCCGUUGCUGUUCCGAAAAACGGGCCAGCUAUUGGAAGAGAGACUGAUCCAGCAGAGAAAGGGGUUUAGGUGGGACAUCCCUCUGAGAGAUGGAUGAUACAGGGUUUGGAGGGUUUUUCUCUGGAUUGUCCAAGACCUAGGUCGUCGGAGUAAGCUUAAACGGAAUUCAUGAUUUCGGAAAGACCGUAGAAUACAUUGAACGGAUUAAAAUUCCCACUGAACUGAUCUUCCAAGUUUUAAAUUCAAAAUUCAGCGACAUAAGAUUCAUUGUCGUCUUUGAUCUGCGGAUCAAGCAAACACCUAUUUGAUCUGCAAAACUUUUGAGGUAUCAGGGAAACCAGUGUAACCGCCUGUUUGAAGCACAUCAGCAGAGGAAAAAAAAAAGCCCUUUACGGACAUUUUGUACUAGAUUGAACUUGGUUUUGAAACAGCUGCUUUAGACUUGCGGGUUUAGAUCCAUGCUCAUUGAUCCUUGUAGACUAGCCUUGUUUGAUAACUCAUGAGCUCGAUUUUCUGACCAUUGAUGGAAGCGUCAUUAGUUAUGAGAACUGCCUGCUUCUUUCUUUCUGCUGCAGAAUUAGUUCUAACUGUGUCUAUGAUGUUCCCCCGACAAUUUAAGCUGAUUAAAUAAAUCCACUAUGGGAAAAGUAACCUGACCCAAAGAAAGACGCUCUCAGUGACUGGUUUCAAGAAGCAAUGAAGGUUAUGAAGCUUGGAAUUCUGAUAAGAUUGCCGAGAGGAAUUCACAGACAGAUGUGACAUCGAGGGAUUCUGGGUUUGAAAUUCUGAAUAAUUUGGAACUCGAGACCAGUUAAAGGUGUUCUGCUGAUUGAGAUUGAUCUACAGGCUGCAUAAUCUCCCUCAUUUGGGUUGGAGACAUUCGAUUAAAUGUCUUGAAUCUAUGUUCUGAUGCCGUUAAUGACAGUGGGUAUUCAUAGAACUUCACUGUGCUAUGUUUUUUGGUGUGCCAGUUUUAGCUCAUGAGUUAAUUUUUUAUUUUCCUGUUAAAUAUUACACCAGUCUCCAAUUUGCAUGUAGAUACUCUCUGGAUACUUCAUAAUUUGGAAGUCAAAAGUCCCAACAUCGUCACUGGCCACCAAAAUGUAGUCAUCCCAUGUCUGGUAUUUCGGCUAAAUCAUGGGGCAUAUCCCUAAGUUUCUCAUAUUAAAUUAGCAUAUGGCCAAUAUAGAACAGGAAGAAACAUCUCUCUCUCUCUCUCCCUCUCUCUCCCUCUCUCUCUCUCUCUCUCUCUCUCUCUUACUCUCUCACUCACUCACUCACUCAAUCACGCACCCUCUCACUCACUCACUCACUCACUCACGCUCUCUCUCUCUCUCUCCCUCUCUCUCCCUCUCUCUCUCUCUCUCUCUCUCUCUCUUACUCUCUCACUCACUCACUCACUCAAUCACGCACCCUCUCACUCACUCACUCACUCACUCACGCACUCACUCACUGUCUCUGGCUGCAGGGCAACGAUGUGGGCACACAGUACCGCUCCGGGAUAUACUUCUACACGCCGGAGCAGGAGGAGGCGGCGCGGGCGUCCUUGGAGCGGCAGCAGAAGCUGCUGAACGGGAAGAUCGUCACCGAGAUCCUCCCAGCGAAGAAGUUCUACAGGGCGGAGGAGUACCACCAGCAGUACCUUGAGAAAGGUGGCCGCUUUGGCUUCCGCCAGUCCGCCGCCAAGGGCUGCAAUGACCCCAUCCGCUGCUAUGGCUAG
Molecule: messenger RNA, 2494 nt
Organism: Spirodela intermedia
Lineage: Eukaryota; Viridiplantae; Streptophyta; Magnoliopsida; Alismatales; Araceae
Source: the annotation of a GenBank genome assembly